AUGCAAUGGAAUAUAAGCCAGAGCCCAGAGAGAUGGAUUUCUGAGACUGGAGGGUUGAGACAUGAACCUUCCUUCAAGUUCUUAGCGUUUAACGCUGGUCCAAGAACCUGUCUUGGUAAGAAUAUAGCUAUGAAUGUAAUGAAGACGGUGGUCGUGGGGACUUUACAGAACUAUGAGAUUAAUGUAAUCGGAGGACAGAAGUUUGAGCCAGCACCUGGUCUUAUUCUUCACAUGAGGAAUGGGUUAAAAGUCACACUUGCUAAAAAAUGCUUAGCUUGA
This is a messenger RNA of Microthlaspi erraticum, 279 nucleotides long. Lineage: Eukaryota; Viridiplantae; Streptophyta; Magnoliopsida; Brassicales; Brassicaceae. The record is from the annotation of a GenBank genome assembly.